AUGGUUACUCUCAAGGCAGCGGCAUCUGCCCCAUCGCAGAUUCAGGACGAUGCAAUUAUGGGCACAAACAAUAGCAGUAUUGUCUCAAAACGCAGUGUUGAACGCCUCUAUUUUCCUGAUGAGCCUCACUUCUUUCGCUAUUUCGUCAAGAAACCCCAAAGGCGUUCACCCUUGAUAAACAGGGGCUAUUGGCUGAGGUGGGAUAUCCAUUUCUCGCUUCCUUUCUUCGUGGUCUUAUUUGAACCCGACCCGCUUUCCUGGCAAUGUCUUUCCAGAUAUCCAUCUUUGUGUGACAAUGUCUCAUUUGUCGACAUUGACUACAAGGAGCUAAUGCUCAAGAAGCGUGAUAUGGUGAAUCGUACACCUGAGCUAAAAGAGGUCUUCACAAACGUCGAAAUAUUGGAAGGGGAUAUUUUACUUCGCAGCGAUCAAUACCUGCAAAUCGGAUGUGAUUUAAGAGACCUUGGCACUCUUGAUAGGGCUCUCGCUUCAGUAUUUGAUUUCGAAAAAAUUGAAAUUUUGUUCGUGGCGGAAGUCUCCAUAACUUAUAUGGAUGCACACUAUGCAGACAAUUUGAUAGAAUGGGCGAGCAAAUUUCAAGCUCGCUUUUGUCUCCUAGAACAACUUCUACCCGAAGGAAUAAGCCAUCCUUUUGCUCGGUCUAUGAUGGCACAUUUCCAAAAGUUGAAGACGCCACUUAAAGCCGUCGAGAAGUAUCCAACCCUCUCCACUCAGCAGCAACGCUUUCAUGCUAGGGGCUGGCAACAUGUUUCAGCACGCAAUCUUUGGGAGUUAUGGGGCUCGCCAGAUUUUCUAAGCUCACGGGACAGAAUGGCCCUGGACGCCGUUGAGAACUUCGAUGAAUAUGAAGAACUCGCUCUUUUCGGCUGCCAUUAUGUCCUGCUAGUUGCAGAUAAUAUCAACUCUGCUGCGUUCGAGCAUCUUUCUCGCACAGAAAUAAAACUGGGAGCUCCAGUUUCGUCUAUACAGAUGGAGAUACAGUAUUCCGAGUCUCCAAAGGGAUGUGGUUACAGGCGAUUUGCUGCUGGUCUACCUCUAAAGAAUAAUCGAACUUCGGUCAGAAUUGGUAACCUUGGCGGUGCGGGUUCGGAGACAAGGAGUGACUCUUGUGAUAUAUAUGCAGAUAAUCUACAAGUUGACCCUCAUCCAGAAGCUUGGAAAUCCCAGUCUUGUCCAUCUAAACGCCAGUGCCACACUAUUACCGAUCUCGGUGAUGCAGGCUCGUUACUUUGCGGUGGCCGAACCUCUCCGGACAAUGCUUUGAAGGACUGCUGGCUCUAUCACAAAUGGGUUGACCAAUGGGAACGCGUCGAUGAUCUUCCAUCGCCUCUAUACCGACAUCAAGCUGUGAAUGUCGGUCACGGCGUUCUCAUCUCUACAGGAAGAGUCAGUUCCCGGGCCAUCUCUUCUGGCUACCACCUUUGGAGCCGCCGAUUCGGUUGGAUAGAGUGUAAUCUUCAUGGUGACGUACCUCCCCCAACGUUUGGAGCAACACUGCUUGCAUUCGAUACGGGCAUGACAUUGGAUACAUCUACAAUAAAACGUGGUAUUGUUGCAGGAGGGAUGUUAGCAGAUGCCGUUGUCCAACGGGGAAUCUGGGAAUGGGAACUGGACCAUGAUGCUCAGCAUCCGAAUUUGCGAUUUCAGCGAUCUUCAUUGUUUCCCGACAAUUCGGAGCAUCAUCAGUAUCUCGCUCGGUUUGGUGCUAAUGUGGUCAACUACAAAAACAAGACGUACGUCUUGGGCGGUGUCAUACAAGAUACAUUGUUAGGUGUAUCUGACGAAAUUUGUGCCAUCGAUGCACAGGGCUCGUUUCAUACCAUUCCAAGAACUGAAGAUGACCAGGCUCCUAGACCCUUAUUAGUUGGAGCAACAAUCACGGCAACGAAUAACAAUAUAUUGAUCAUGGGAGGUGGAGCCACCUGCUUUAGUUUCGGGACGUUUUGGAACAAAGGGUGCUAUACCCUGAAUCCGGGCUCGAACUCGGAUUCCUCAGAUGCCUUUGGAUUUGUCAAAACAAUAGCGCCUCAAGCGCAAGUUAUCGGUAUCCAAACGUCUGUACCAACUAAGCACACAAGCGCUAAGCUAACAACCGUCCAUCGAAUGAGGAUCAUGUCCCCAGAGGACUUCGAUCAGAUCCUCCAGACCGCUGUCCCUGUCAUUCUCGAGGGCUUGGCUAUUGGCUCUUGUACCGAAAAAUGGACCGACGAGUAUCUGAAGGAGACUGUAGGGCCUGAGCGCGAGGUAAAUUCUGUUAUUGUUCAUCAGUCCGAAUCUGCUUAUCUUGACUUCGCCACCAAGAACUUCAAAUAUAUCACAAUGGGAUUCGGAAAAUUCGUAGACUCAAUCAGUAAUCAGGGAAAACUCUACUUGCGAAGUCUAUCAGCACAGAGUCCAACAGACACCCCUUCUGAUCUGAGUAAAGACUACCCUACACUCUCUGCUGACUUCACUUUACCAAAUGAGCUGGAGUACGUCAAGAAUAACUCGCAUAGCGCCCCGUUGCGUAUCGCUGGUCCUGUAACAAUGUGGCUGCAUUACGAUGUCAUGGCGAACGUGCUCUGUCAAAUUCGAGGUCGGAAGAGAUUGGUUCUAUUCCCACCACAUGAUAUUAUGCACCUUGGGUUUGAGCCUGGUGCAUCAAGUUCGAGUAUCAAUGUCUUUGAACAUCUUCAAGAUCCCUGCCUCUCGGUCACACACCCCUACGAAGCAAUUCUCGAGCCGGGGGAUAUACUCUUCAUUCCCUCGUUGUGGUUACACACGGCAAAACCCGAGACGGGUGUGAGCGUCGCGGUCAAUGUCUUCUUCCGGGACCUGAAGACUGGUUAUGGAGUAGGAAGAGAUGUGUAUGGAAAUAGAGACCUGCAGCCUUAUGAAAAGGGAAGGCAGGACAUUAAGAAGAUCAUCAAGGCCUUCGACAAGUUGCCGAAAGCUGCCCAGAAUUUCUAUCUGCACAGACUAGCUGCAGAAUUUCAGCAGAAGUCUCUCAAUAUCUGA
Molecule: messenger RNA, 3018 nt
Organism: Lachnellula hyalina
Lineage: Eukaryota; Fungi; Ascomycota; Leotiomycetes; Helotiales; Lachnaceae
Gene: ppm2
Product: tRNA wybutosine-synthesizing protein
Exons: 9
Coding region: 1-3018 (1005 amino acids)
Biological process (GO): wybutosine biosynthetic process; tRNA methylation
Molecular function (GO): protein binding; tRNA methyltransferase activity
Source: RefSeq, a predicted model, not a curated record